CUGCCCUUCCCUCUGUUUCCCCGGAUAACGAAGUGACUCUGACUGGCCGGUCCUGGGAGCUCCGCCUUCCCACCGCCCCCCCCCCCCGAAAAGCCAUUUGAGGGGGACGGUGGGGAUGGGGAGGGCUUAAGUCUCCUGCUGAGGCAGUGGCUUGUCCAGAGGAGUCAGCGCUCCGCUCCCAGCCCCAAUCUCCCGCGGCAGGACAGGAUCUUCCCAUGACCCUCUCCCUCCCUCCCGCUCCCCAGGAAAGCAGGCGGAGGUCCCGCGAAGAACUCAGGCGCCGAGGUUCGCUCUCUCCUCUCCGGUGGCCUAAGAAGCCUCGGGGCGAGCGGACGGCCUCCCUCCCUCCUCAAUGGCCUCAGUCCCCGUCGGUGAUGGCCGCCUGCCAGCCAAGACUGGACGCCAAGGACGACCUUUCGCCAGCAAAGGACGGAUGCCCAGUGCCAGUCUGGACCUGCCCCACUUGGCCUCUCCUCCAGGCCACUGUUUUUUUGGGCCCCAGAAUGCCUUUAGCCGGAAGGAUCGUGCUGUGGGGCCUGUUCCUGCUCUUAUCAGGGACCGCGCAGGGCGAGUCCCGCAUCCCCGCGGAGUCCCGCACCCACGCGGAGGACCGCCUCUUCAAGCAUCUGUUCCAAGGCUACAACCGCUGGGUCCGUCCGGUUCCCAACACCUCGGACGUGGUGAUUGUUCGCUUCGGCCUGUCCAUUGCCCAGCUCAUAGACGUGGAUGAGAAGAAUCAAAUGAUGACGACCAACGUGUGGCUCAAACAGGAGUGGCAAGACUACAAGUUGCGCUGGGACCCGUCCGCCUUUGAUAACGUCACAACGCUGCGGGUGCCCGCGGACAUGAUCUGGAUCCCCGACAUCGUCCUGUACAACAACGCCGAUGGAGAGUUUGCGGUGACGCACAUGACCAAGGCCCAGCUGUCCGCCUCGGGCACGGUGCGCUGGGCGCCGCCCGCCAUCUACAAGAGCUCCUGCAGCAUCGACGUCACCCACUUCCCCUUCGACCAGCAGAACUGCAAGAUGAAGUUCGGCUCCUGGACGUACGACAAAGCCAAGAUCGACCUGGAGCUCCUGCAGCAGACGGUGGAGCUGCGCCAGUUCUGGGAGAGCGGGGAGUGGGCCAUCGUGCGCGCCGUGGGCACUUACAACACCAAGAAGUACGACUGCUGCUCGGAGAUCUACCCCGAUAUCACCUACUGCUUCCUGAUCCGCCGCCUGCCCCUCUUCUACACCAUCAACCUCAUCACGCCCUGCCUGCUGCUGUCCGCCCUGACCGUGUUGGUCUUCUACCUGCCUUCCGCCUGCGGCGAGAAGAUCACCUUGUGCAUCUCCGUCCUGCUCUCGCUCACCGUCUUCCUGCUGCUCAUCACCGAGAUCAUCCCCUCCACUUCUCUGGUCGUGCCCCUCAUCAGCGAGUACCUGCUCUUCACCAUGAUCUUCGUCACCCUGUCCAUCGGCAUCACCGUCUUCGUCCUCAACGUCCACCACCGGGCGCCGGGCACCCACACCAUGCCCCGCUGGGUGCGGGCGGUCUUUCUAGGCCGGGCACCCGAGGGGCUCCUCCUGCGCCGGCCCCGGCCCACCCCCCAGCUGCUGACAGCCCCCGGGAUGGGAGCCGGGGCCUCCCACUACUGGCAGGACACGGGAGUCGACGAGGAGGAGGAAGACGAGGAAGGCUGGAGGGAGCCCCUCCAUCGCCACUGGGCUCACUCUGGCACUGGGCCUCCUCCCGGGUCUGGGGCCCCCCAGCCCGUCACUAGUCUCCCACUGUCCAGCAGCAUCCUCGAGGCCCUGGCGGGGGUGCAGUACAUUGCCGACCACCUGAAGGCCGAGGACGCCGAUUCCAAGGAGCCGAGGCUGCAGCGUCUUGGGCGGACCCGAGCUGACCCUCCCUGCCCAGCCCUGGGAGCCUCAGAGACAACGCUUCUGGAAGAUCUUGCCAGGCCCAGGGCAUGGGCCCCGGAGCCUCUUCUGUGUGGCUGCCAUCAGCUUCAGCCUCCACCGUGCCGUCUCCCAUAGCGCUCCUCGGCCCGCUCCCGCGGGAGCGGCAGCAUCCCCCUCCAGCAUGAGAGCGGAGAGCAGGCGUGCCGGCCUCGGCAUCCCCCUCCAGCAUGAGAGCGGAGACCAGAUGUGUCAGACCCACCUGGGCCCAGGGGAACGGGCCCAGAGUCUCUACUGUACUGCUUCCAAUAGUGCUCCUUUUCUUCCCUCCCAAUCCCACACCCGGGAUUCCCAGCAUCCCCCUCCAGCCCCAGAGCAGGGACCAAGCAUGCCAGCCCCAGCUAGAUGCAGGGACGGGGCCCAGAGCCUCUACUGUGCAGCUAGCCUCAGCCUCUGUCUCCUCCAUGCUGUCUCACCUGGCCUUCAUUGUCCACCCACACGCAUACAUGGGAGCCCCAGCAUCCCCCUCCAGGCCCAGGGCAGGUCCCAGUUCAGCUCGGUCCUCUCACCGCCCCUGCCACCGCCUCCCUACAUUGGUAAUGGUUCUGUCCGUUCCUACAGUCCCUCGGUUGCCUUCUCUGGACUCCUGCUCUGCCACCUGUGGGGGACAGGGAAGCUGGUUCCAGGAGACCCCCCCCUCCUCCCCAAACAUCUUCCCACCCUUUGCCAGGACCCUCAGCUCCCGCACCCCUGAGGGCCCCUGAGGGCUGACCCGACCUUGGGGGGGGAUGAGGGGAGAGGGAGGAGGAGAACUGACCUUGUUCAGGGGUGGAGGUCAAUUCAGGCUCCCGCCAAGACGAGAAAAAUCUCCCAACAACCCAAAGCAAACGACACGGUUUUAAUUCUACCACGCACGCACACAUAAAGAAAGGGGAAGGAGCUGUCCGACAAAGACCCCACAACACACGUUGGAAGGUGGCUGCAGGCCAGAGACCUUGCCUUCACCUGGCUAUGCCAUGGAGGGAGACGGGGCUGCUCUAAGCACCCCGCCGCUGAGGCAGCAGCCGGACUGCGCUCCACCCAUUAAAUAAACUCCUUUAUACACUG
Messenger RNA from Ornithorhynchus anatinus (platypus), 2993 nucleotides. RefSeq names its product cholinergic receptor nicotinic alpha 2 subunit (gene CHRNA2). Gene Ontology annotation, biological process: chemical synaptic transmission; monoatomic ion transmembrane transport; regulation of membrane potential. The transcript is spliced from 7 exons. Lineage: Eukaryota; Metazoa; Chordata; Mammalia; Monotremata; Ornithorhynchidae. Gene Ontology annotation, molecular function: acetylcholine-gated monoatomic cation-selective channel activity; transmembrane signaling receptor activity. Gene Ontology annotation, cellular component: postsynaptic membrane; synapse; neuron projection. The coding region runs from base 216 to 2024 and encodes 602 amino acids. The record is from RefSeq and is a predicted model, not a curated record.